This is a messenger RNA of Vombatus ursinus (common wombat), 3179 nucleotides long. It is a transcript of the gene UTP23, whose product is annotated as UTP23 small subunit processome component. The transcript has 3 exons. Gene Ontology annotation, molecular function: small ribosomal subunit rRNA binding. Gene Ontology annotation, cellular component: small-subunit processome; nucleolus. Lineage: Eukaryota; Metazoa; Chordata; Mammalia; Diprotodontia; Vombatidae. Bases 92 to 838 code for a protein of 248 amino acids. The record is from RefSeq and is a predicted model, not a curated record.
GCGGUUCCGGCCGUUGGUGUGGCGGCUCCCGGCUCCCGAGGCGGGGGCGGCCGUCUCUGCCUCUCUCUUGUGAGCGCGCGGCCGAACAACCAUGAAGAUCACGCGGCAGAAGCACGCGAAGAAGCACCUCGGCUUCUUCCGCUACAACUUCGGCGUCCGGGAGCCGUACCAGCUGCUGCUGGACGGCACGUUCUGUCAGGCGGCGCUGCGGGGCCGCAUCCAGCUCCGCGAGCAGCUGCCCCGCUACCUCAUGGGGAAGACGCAGCUCUGCACCACCAGAUGUGUGUUAAAGGAAUUGGAAUCAUUGGGGAAGGAGUUAUAUGGUGCAAAACUAAUUGCACAAAGGUGUCAGCUUCGAAGUUGUUCCCAUUUCAAAGAUGCAGUCAGUGGUGCUGAAUGUCUGUUAUCCAUGAUUGAAGAUGGAAAUCCUCACCAUUUUUUCAUUGCAACACAGGACCAGAAUUUAUCUCUUCAAGUAAAGAAAACACCUGGAGUUCCUCUCUUGUUUAUCAUUCAGAAUACUGUUGUUUUGGACAAACCUUCUUCAAAAACAGUUACCUUUGUCAAAGCAACAGAAUCGGGGCAUCUUGUCUCUGUUCAUCAGAAACAGAGCAUCAAGAAACUCAAAGAAGAACAAGGUCUAGUAAAAACCCCUGAACAGAAGAAGAAGAGGAAACGCAAAGGGGUGAGUGGUCCCAAUCCUCUUAGCUGUCUGAAGAAAAAGAAGAAGGUACAAGAUUCAAACCAGUCUUCUGCCCCUGAAAAGAAAAGAAGGAAAAGAAUUCGUAACAGAAAUAGAACGAAAGCACUUUCCCGUGCCAUCAGUGAAACAGAAUGAAGAAGUAUAAUGCAACUCUAUGGAUUAAUUGAAUUGAAAAGUUUUUAGAGAUUGACUAAACUCUUUAUUUCUAAAGCAAAAUAAAUAAAGUUUAUGAUUUGUGUUAAUGUAUGAGAUGAAAAUUUAAAGACAUCUCCAUAAAUUUGCCUGGGCCUGUUGAUUGUUACCUGAAAAAUAAAAUCAAAGAGUGAACAAGAAUUGAAUACAAUAUAAAAUAUGACAGUUCUACCCCUGCCUCCCUUUCUCUUACCUCCUUGGCUCCCCAAGUCAUUCUUGUUAAGUUAUUAGUAUUUCCUUUGAUGCAUUGUUGCUUUGGAAUUAGCAGCUCUGAACCAGAUUGUGAGUUGGAAGUUCAAAACACAAAUAUGACUUUAAAAUGAAUAGGUAAUAGAGAUUUUACCUCAUGCUUGGUGCACCAGAUUAGUAAUAUUUAUACAUAUUAAAUUAAGUCAUUGUUCUUCCUUUCCUCUUAGAUUGGGAGCUGGGUUAAAUGACUGACUUUGGAAAAAUGAGAUGUCAGAUUUAAUAUGUGCAUAUUAUUAUUUUAUAUUGUUUUAUUGGUUUCCUCUAAAAAUAAUCUUAAAAUUUCAUAGUAUGAAAAUAUUUCAUAAUAAUUUUAUACAUAAUAGCACUCAAUUUCAAUAAUAGUUUUGUUUUUCCUAAAUUAGUUCAAAUGAUGCCUUUUCAUUGUAUGUCACUAUCAUCUCUGGAUUUACCUUUACCCUCAUCCUAUCCACCCUCAAAUUUAGCCCUUCCUUAUAUCAAACAAAAACAGUUAAGUGAUCAUAUCAGAUAACGUAUGCAACGUUCUGCCAUUGUGAUCCCCUUUUUCUCUGUCAGGAGGGGCAGAUUUCAUUGUAUGUUCACCUGGCUUGUUACUGGUUUCUGAAUUACUUAGAAAGGUCUUUGAUUUCUUUUUAGUGAUUUAUGCACUUAUGUUGUUAACAGUCAUGUUUAUUAUACUGAGUUUGCUUAUCUUAUUCUCCAUCAGUUCAUAUACAUAGUUCCAGAUUUCACUGGAUUUGUCAUUUCUUCACUAUGAUCAAUUAUAUUUAUGUGCCACAGUUUUUCAGCCAUUUCCUAAAUCAAUGGAUACCACUUUGUUUUAAAACAUGUUUUUGAUAUGUAUUUUAUUUGAUUUUUCACCUCCUGCUCAAGGAUGGAGUUGCUGGGUCAAAGCACCUAUGAGCCACUUAGUCACUUGUGUCACAUUUCCAACUUGUUUUCCAGAGCAGUUGGGCCAAUGCCAUUUUUCCCAUGCUUUGGAAUAUUAAUCAUUACCAUUUAUGUCUUAUCUGUCAAUUUGUAAGGUGUGAAGUGAAACCUCAGAAUUGUUUUAUUUUGCAUUUUUCAGUGAUUUAGAUCCUCUUUUCAGAAGGUUAUCAUUUGCAGUUUUGAAAACUUCAUAUUCUUUGAUCACUUGCCUAUCAGGGAAUGGCUCCUGGUCUUAUUUUUAGUAUCAAUUCCCUAUGUAUCCUGGAUCUUAGACUUUGGUUAUCGAUGAUAUCGGAUGCGAAGAUUUAGCCUGCUCAACAGUUUGACUUUUUAUUCAAUUUACAUUAAAAUUGUGCAAAAGCUUUUGAUUUUAAGUAAAUAACAGUUUACUUGUCUUUUAUCGAUUAUUCUCUCCCUUUUACUGAUUGUGAAAAAUUACUCAUGCUCAAUAUUUUUUUAAAAUGAUGUAAUCAUUUAUAUUCAACUCAUCCAUUUAGAGCUUGUUGUGAUAUAUAAUAUAAAAUGUUGCUCUAAUUUCUGCCAAAAUGCUUUUCAAUUUUUUAAGCUAUUUUCAGAUAAGAGUUCUUCCAAUGAUUUGUUCUUGGUGGGUCUAAUGGACCAGUCACAGUUUUAUUUACUUAACAUUUUUUUGCUACUCUCUUUAGAAGCUGAAAAAUGUUCCCAUCACCCAUUUUUACUUUAAAUUUGCUGAUAGCCUAGACUAUUAGGGGAGUGGGGAUGGAGAGGAAGAUGAUCUAACGAUCUUUUUCAUCAAGAACUGUCAAAGUGCCUGAGUCUGCCAUAAAUGUUUGAAAAAUGGCCCAGACUCCUUUUCCGUCUCUUAUUCAUACACUGAGUAUUUUUAAUACUUUAACACUAAAGUACCUUUAGGUAACGAAGAUGAGUGUCAAAUCAAACGUGUACCUUUUUUCUUGGUUUUGCAGACAAAUUGUGUUAGUUUGUUUCUUAAAGGUUAUCUCAAUCAGAGUUUGUCAGCCUUAAACUCAAAUGCAACUGUGGAAAAGCUAUAUUAUAUUAGAUGUGUCCCUCGUGGUUAGCACAGUGCUUGGUACAUAGCAGGUGCUUAAUACAUGUUUAUUGAAUGAAUAAAUGAAUUUUUGAGGAA